Aureobasidium melanogenum CBS 110374 is the source of this 1710-nucleotide messenger RNA. RefSeq names its product alpha/beta-hydrolase. The transcript has 3 exons. The coding region runs from base 1 to 1710 and encodes 569 amino acids. The record is from RefSeq and is a predicted model, not a curated record. Lineage: Eukaryota; Fungi; Ascomycota; Dothideomycetes; Dothideales; Saccotheciaceae.
AUGUCUUCCUCGAAUCCAGCAAGGCAUUUUGCCUUUGCUCUGCUCAUUCCUUUGGUCCUCGCAGCGGCAAACUUUGCAUCUCUGCAACAACAAGUGCUGGGCUCUGUCCAACGCUUCCUUGGCUUUGAAAGUGUUGCUCCACCCGUCGUUACCAUUCCUCAGGCUUCCCUCGUUGGAACAGUAAUCGAGAAUGACUUUCCCGUUUCCGUAGAGGCGUGGUUAGGUAUCCCGUACGCCCAAUCUCCUAUCAACUCCCUCCGCUUUGCGAAACCACAACCUUUGGCGCCUAGCAAUAAGACCUUCUCGGCCAAAUCUUUCGGUCCUAGAUGUCCUGGAAAACAACUACUUCCUCCUGGCGGUGGCCCUGAUGUUUGGUCUGAAGAUUGCUUGACUGCGAAUAUCUUCCGUCCUUCCAACAUGCCCACAGACAAGAAAGUGCCUGUUAUGGUAUACGUGCAUGGAGGAGCUUUCAAUCGCGGUACUGCAAAAAUGCACAAUACGGCUAGUAUGGUUGGAUGGGCUACCCAGCCUUUCGUGGCCGUGAGCUUCAACUAUCGUAUCGGUGCUCUUGGGUUCUUGAAUUCGGAGCUGACGCAGAAAGAGGGCUUGCUCAAUCUUGGGCUUUGGGAUCAGGUGUUGUUGCUUGAGUGGGUUCAGGAGAAUAUUGGAGCUUUUGGAGGUGAUGAAGGGGAUGUCACGUUGGUUGGGUUGAGUGCUGGUGCGCAUUCGAUUGGUCACCAUAUCAUGAACAUCAACACCCCCUCCCAACUCUUCCACAAAGCCGUCAUUGAAUCCGGAGGCCCAACGUCUCGCGCCCUCCAUUCCUACGACUCAUCACUCCACGAAACACAAUCCCAACAAUUCCUCGAACAAACUGGCUGCAAGGAUGUACCGACCUCCUCAAUCCUCUCAUGUCUUCGCAACGUCUCCGAAGCCACAGUCGUCGAAGCCUCGAAUAAUAUUUUCUACCACUGGAACCCAUCAGUGCGCUGGGCAUGGCAACCCGUCAUCGAUGGCGAACUCAUUAGUCGACGCCCACUCUCCGCCUGGCAAUCUGACAAUUGGAAUAAAGUGCCCAUACUUACUGGGUUUAAUCACAACGAAGGCACCAUGUACGUCCCCAAAUCCGUUUCUACAUCCGCAGACUUCCGAUCCUUUUGGUCAACACUAUUACCACAAUUGUCUGAAAAAGAAUUGGAUAAGAUCGAUGCUUUAUAUCCCGACCCAAGCAUCUACCCAGACUCCGAAUACACGGAUACGAGAAAAUUGGAUGUAGGAUCCCAAUACAAACGCCUCGAAGCCGCAUACGGCCAUUACGCCUACGUCUGUCCCGUCCGCCAAACCGCUGUCCUAGGCACCUCGUCCCAAAACCCUCCUAUCUACCUUUAUCACUGGGCAACCAACCGCACCGUCCUCGGUGGUGCAAACCACGGCGAUCAGAUGUGGUAUGAGACCUUCGACCCUUCUGGACUUCACGAUUACAUUGUUAGUUUUGUGAUUAGUGGGGAUCCGAAUAAAGUCGAGGGACGGUGGGCAAGACCAGAGUGGAAGGCUUGGGGUGAGGGUGAGGGAACUAUGGUGUUUGGGAAGGGUAAUGAUGAAAGAGCUGGUGGUGGGGAUCUGGGGGUUGUUGCGCAACUUGUCGAGGAUAGUUGGGCGAGUAAACAGUGUGAGUUUUGGUGGAGGCAGACUGGGAAUGUGGAGGAUUAG